Molecule: messenger RNA, 1230 nt
Organism: Cercocebus atys (sooty mangabey)
Lineage: Eukaryota; Metazoa; Chordata; Mammalia; Primates; Cercopithecidae
Product: general transcription factor IIH subunit 2-like protein
Exons: 11
Coding region: 122-886 (254 amino acids)
Biological process (GO): DNA-templated transcription; regulation of transcription by RNA polymerase II; nucleotide-excision repair
Cellular component (GO): transcription factor TFIIH core complex; transcription factor TFIIH holo complex
Molecular function (GO): zinc ion binding
Source: RefSeq, a predicted model, not a curated record
GUUUCCGGCUGAGAGUCCUUCUAGCCGGGCCGGUGAGUCCGCGGAUGGAAGUCUGUGUGGCGCAGAGGUGGGGCAGGCUGUUUGGCUAGAUUACUGAAUAAUAAAAUACAGUUUUGAAAAAAUGGAUGAAGAACCUGAAAGAACUAAGCGAUGGGAAGGAGGCUAUGAAAGAACAUGGGAGAUUCUUAAAGAAGAUGAAUCUGGAUCACUUAAAGCUACAAUAGAAGACAUUCUAUUCAAGGCAAAGAGAAAAAGAGUAUUUGAGCACCAUGGACAAGUUCGACUUGGAAUGAUGCGCCACCUUUAUGUGGUAGUAGAUGGAUCAAGAACAAUGGAAGACCAAGAUUUAAAGCCUAAUAGACUGACGUGUACUUUAAAGUUGUUGGAAUACUUUGUAGAGGAAUAUUUUGAUCAAAAUCCUAUUAGUCAGAUUGGAAUAAUUGUGACUAAGAGUAAAAGAGCUGAAAAAUUGACUGAACUCUCAGAAAGCUUGGAUAUGACCCUGUCCAAUGGAGAAGCCGGUCUCCUUUAUAAUUCCCUAAGCAUGGCUAUGCAAACUCUAAGACACAUGCCUGGACAUACAAGUCGAGAAGUACUAAUCAUCUUUAGCAGCCUUACAACUUGUGAUCCAUCUAAUAUUUAUGAUCUAAUCAAGACCCUAAAGGCAGCUAAAAUUAGAGUAUCUGUUAUUGGAUUGUCUGCAGAGGUUCGCGUUUGCACUGUACUUUUGGAAACUAGUUUAUCACUUUUCUUCUUUUCACUACAGGUUUAUGUUUGUGCUGUGUGCCAAAAUGUUUUCUGUGUGGACUGUGAUGUUUUUGUUCAUGAUUCUCUACACUGUUGCCCUGGCUGUAUUCAUAAGAUUCCAGCUCCUUCAGGUGUUUGAUUCCAGCAUGUACUAUACAUUGUAUGUGUUGAAAAGAUAUUUGUAACUGUGAAUAAAAUGACUUAUUUAGAAGAAGCUUCAUUUAAAACAUGAAAGGAUAAUCUGACUUAAGAAACUUUUUGCUAAGAAAAGGUAUUAUUUUAUUAAAUUUUACAUUUGUGUUCUGUCACAGAAAUACCUGAAAUUCAGUAGUACUUCAUUCAAUUAAUUUUGUUUUCUAUUAUUUUGAGUUAUACUGUUUUCAAAGUCAUUAUGCAGUAUGUUAUAACAUUAUGAUAUAUAAUAAUUAAAUUGAAUUGAUAAAUUGUAUUUAUUUUUUAUAAUAAAUACAGAUAUGAUUUAUG